AUGUUGCCUCAGCCCAGAAGGUCGGGUUUGGAUUGGCUAGUUCCUGGCCCGCCCGUUCCAACUCAGGAGUUGAGCCUUGGCAUCUUGGUGAAGACUUUGGCCUCAUGGCUCCUAGAGCGGAGGGCACAGCGCGAGGCUGGUUUCACAGAGCAGCGACUACCUCCCUCUCUUGGCAGUGGAAGGAUAACGGCCCAGAGAGCUGGGCCUGGUUUGGCUAAAUUCUGGCCUGCCCGUUCCAAGCCAGGAGUUGAGCCUUGGCAUCUGAGUGAAGACUUGGGUGUCACGGUUCCUAGAGUGGAGGGCACAGCGUGA
Molecule: messenger RNA, 312 nt
Organism: Dovyalis caffra
Lineage: Eukaryota; Viridiplantae; Streptophyta; Magnoliopsida; Malpighiales; Salicaceae
Source: the annotation of a GenBank genome assembly